CAUGAGAACCGAACCGAAUCGAUCCGGAUUCAGCUGAAACGCUUUUUUUUUGUUGCAAAGAGCCACAACUUCCGAAACGGAUCUGUUUUCUCCCCCCCUCCUGCAGCGACGAAGAAAGACUGGGAGAAGAACUUUGUUUUGAUCGAGCUGACCCAAAAAAAAUCAUCUGGGAGAAAAAGAUAGAAGAAGAAGAACAGGAGGAGGAGGAGGUGGUGGUGGUGGUAGUAGUAGUAGUAGAAGAAGAAGACAUCAUUUAUACCUAGGUGGUGUGGGGGGUAAAAAAGGGGAGAAUCUCGAGGGUCGCCAUUGUGUGUGGAAAACGAGAUACCCCGACACAGGCAACGGGGAGAGAUGGAUGUAAUGGGGAUCCCCGCCUAAGGAGCACAUAAAGGCGGGUGUUUUUUUUAGUUUUUUGGGAUACCCGGAGUCCUCGAGGCCUCUGAGAGAGGAGGGGGAGAAGAGGAAUCCACUGCCGUCUGCCUCGAGCCCACAGCGCACGCUCCAGUGUCCCCUCAUCUCAUCGUGGACAAUCAUCAACGCGAGGCACGAGGCUGUACACGCGGCCUAGCCUGGGAGGGUCUGCAAAGAACACCGGGGGGUGGGGGGGACAACAGGGGGACGGCUUCAGGGUUAACAACUGGCCCCCUGUGGAUUGGAGGAGCGAGAAAAUAUAUAUAACUAUUACACCAUGAUGGAAGAAUUGCAUAGCCUGGACCCCCGGCGGCAGGAACUGUUGGAGGCUCGCUUCACUGGGGUCGGCGUGGCUAAGGGCUCGGGUCAGAAUCAGAAUGAAUCAUCCAAUCAGAGUCUAUGCAGUGUGGGCUCUCUGAGUGACAAAGAACUAGAGACUCCUGAGAAAAAGGCAAACGAGCAGAGAGUAAGAAAGCGGAAAGCCGACCACUUUGACAGCAGCCAAGGUAAAGCAGGAGCAAGGGGACUUAAAAUUAGUGAUUAUUUCGAGUUUGCGGGAGGUAGUGGUCCUGGUACCAGCCCUGCAAGGGGGAUUCCACCAGUGGUCCGCUCUUCCCCACAACACUCCCUAUCCAACCCACCUGUCACGGUGCAGCAGGGAAGCCCUUCCUCCAUCAGCUCGGCCAACACCGAGCACUCGUCGUGUUCACUGAAGCCUAUUUCUCUUCACGUGCUCCACAAAGCCACACAGUCUGACCUUACUAUAGAGAAACUAACAGCAAUGGAGAACAACAAGAACUCCGACCUGGAGAAGAAGGAGGGACGAAUAGACGAUUUGCUGCGGGCAAACUGUGAUCUGAGGAGACAGAUUGAUGAACAGCAGAGAAUGCUGGAGCGAUACAAGGAACGCUUGAAUAAGUGUGUGACCAUGUCCAAGAAGCUACUGAUUGAAAAGUCCAAACAGGAGAAGAUGGCGUGCCGGGAUAAAAGCAUGCAGGACAGGCUUAGACUGGGUCACUUUACUACAGUGAGACAUGGUGCGUCUUUCACAGAGCAGUGGACGGAUGGAUACGCCUUCCAAAACCUUAUCAAGCAACAAGAAAGGAUCAACUCACAACGAGAAGACAUCGAACGGCAGAGGAAGCUGCUGGCCAAGCGCAAGCCGCCCUCCAUGGCUCAGACUCCGCCUCCAAGUCUGGAGCAAAACAAACGUAAAAGCAAGACCAACGGAGCAGAGAGUGAAACGUAUGAUGCUUUUUUCUCCUUCUUCUGUCAUCUUUUUUUUCCUGUGGUGUGCAUAUUUGAAGUUGUGCUUAGGUUGCUUCUGUUUCCUUGCAGGUUAACACAGGCAGAGUACCACGAGCAAGAGGAAAUCUUUAAAUUAAGAUUAGGCCAUCUUAAGAAGGAGGAGGCUGAGAUCCAGGCAGAGCUGGAAAGGUUGGAGCGAGUGCGGAACCUGCACAUCCGCGAGCUGAAAAGGAUCCACAAUGAGGAUAAUUCCCAAUUCAAAGAUCACCCUACGCUAAAUGACCGAUACCUGCUACUUCAUUUACUUGGACGGGGAGGUUUCAGUGAAGUUUACAAGGCCUUUGACUUAACAGAGCAGAGGUAUGCUGCAGUCAAAAUCCACCAGUUAAACAAAAACUGGAGGGAUGAGAAGAAGGAGAAUUAUCACAAACAUGCAUGCAGAGAAUAUAGAAUCCAUAAAGAGUUGGACCACCCACGAAUAGUUAAACUCUACGACUACUUUUCGCUCGACACUGACUCGUUCUGCACAGUCCUGGAGUACUGCGAGGGCAACGACUUAGACUUCUACCUGAAGCAGCACAAGCUUAUGUCAGAGAAGGAGGGUCGCUCCAUCAUCAUGCAGAUUGUCAACGCCCUCAAGUACCUCAACGAGAUCAGACCACCCAUUAUCCACUACGACCUUAAACCUGGUAACAUCCUUCUAGUGAACGGCACUGCCUGCGGGGAGAUCAAGAUCACAGACUUCGGCCUGUCGAAGAUCAUGGACGAUGACAGCUACAACUCAGUGGACGGGAUGGAGCUCACGUCACAGGGAGCGGGGACAUACUGGUACCUGCCACCUGAGUGCUUUGUGGUCGGGAAGGAGCCGCCCAAAAUCUCCAACAAGGUGGAUGUGUGGUCUGUGGGAGUCAUUUUCUACCAGUGUUUGUAUGGCCGCAAGCCCUUCGGCCACAACCAGUCCCAGCAGGACAUCCUGCAGGAGAACACCAUACUGAAAGCAACAGAUGUGCAGUUUCCUCCUAAACCAGUAGUCACACCUGAAGCUAAGGCCUUUAUAAGGCGCUGUCUAGUCUACCGUAAAGAGGACCGCAUUGACGUGCACCAAUUGGCCAGUGACCCCUUCCUCAUGCCCCACAUCCGCAAGUCGGUGGCCUCCUCGGGCACCUCAGGCAUGGCGGUGGCCUCCACAUCCAGCUCCUCUAACAGCAGCGCCUCAAACUGAGCCCACACCCCUUAACAGACUGACUGAACUGUUUUUGUUUUUUGAAAGAGUGAGGUGGGGUAGGAGUGACGCCAAUAUUGCGUGGCCCCCCCACCUCCCAACAGCCUCCCACUUUGCCAUGAAGAGCCUAAGAGAGUCUGGUCAGAAGACGGGCAAGGGGGUGGGUGAGAAGUGAUGGACGGGGGGGUUGGUGAAGGGUAGGCUCGCGUCACCCUUCAUCCCUCUCAUGUCCACCCACCCCGGCCUACCUGUCCUCCUCGCUUCUCAAAACGAGCGGCAUUGUUCUGGGGGUCAAAGCCCUGGACGGGUGAGGUUUUGGCACUGUGUUGGUGAAAAGUGGGGUCAAGUGUUUCUUUUUUUUUGGGGGGGGGGGGGGUUUCUUUUCUGCCUACACAAAAAAAAAAAAAAAAAAGAGAGAAAA
Molecule: messenger RNA, 3302 nt
Organism: Scomber japonicus (chub mackerel)
Lineage: Eukaryota; Metazoa; Chordata; Actinopteri; Scombriformes; Scombridae
Gene: tlk2
Product: tousled-like kinase 2
Exons: 20
Coding region: 689-2881 (730 amino acids)
Biological process (GO): chromosome segregation; peptidyl-serine phosphorylation; intracellular signal transduction
Cellular component (GO): nucleus
Molecular function (GO): ATP binding; protein serine/threonine kinase activity
Source: RefSeq, a predicted model, not a curated record